CAGCGCUUAGGUACACGUUGCAUCGUCCCCGGGCCCGAGGCGCCUCGUCGUCGCGAACCGAUCGUAUCGACGAGCGCGACUACCGCUUUCAGCCAGGCUAGUCUUUGCAAGCAAGCCCGCAGAUUAGAUAAACGGACCUCACCGAGCUCGCUCCAACCAAAUAUCGACGUCAAUUCGUACGGCUCGUAG
This is a messenger RNA of Mixia osmundae IAM 14324, 189 nucleotides long. RefSeq lists its product as uncharacterized. The annotation marks the transcript as partial. Lineage: Eukaryota; Fungi; Basidiomycota; Mixiomycetes; Mixiales; Mixiaceae. The record is from RefSeq and is a predicted model, not a curated record. The transcript is spliced from 2 exons.